AUGCCCACAGCCGCCGAAAAACUGAGUGACAUCCACCGCGCCAUUGCCUACGUCAAGCGCUCACGCGGGUCCAUUGUCUCGAAACCAGAGAUUUUGGACAUGAUAAUGCUAAACGCCAUGCUGCGCCAAGAAGGCGCCCCCGCUGCCAGUCGCAGAGUCGCUCGGCUCCUGCGCCGAAAGCAUGAAUUGGUUCAAGCCGUUUGGAAAGAGUGCAUAUCAACUGGAGAUACCACGAUCAAGACCACAACGACCCGGGAUAUGUCCUCGCGUACAAGGCUCCCAAUCACCCCGAGGAUCGUCGACGCAAUUCAAGAGUUCGUCCGCAUCCGCCGCCAGUCUCGUCAAAGAACCGUCGCAAAGGACGUCGCCCACUUCUUGCGGUCACAGAACAUGUUGCCGUUCGAUCCGGAGUCGCAGCUCUCAACCGAAGCUGCAUACACCUAA
Molecule: messenger RNA, 444 nt
Organism: Aphanomyces astaci
Lineage: Eukaryota; Oomycota; Saprolegniomycetes; Saprolegniales; Verrucalvaceae
Exons: 2
Coding region: 1-444 (147 amino acids)
Source: RefSeq, a predicted model, not a curated record